Messenger RNA from Striga asiatica, 315 nucleotides. Lineage: Eukaryota; Viridiplantae; Streptophyta; Magnoliopsida; Lamiales; Orobanchaceae. The record is from the annotation of a GenBank genome assembly.
AUGCUAUGUCCUCAGCCGCCCGCUGAGAAGCAUGAAAGGUCGUUGAACAUACUGGGCCGUCCAAUUCUCAGUCCAGAGAGAAGGUUUGUCGGGCCCAUUUGGACCGGGGAAAGUGUCUCCACAUUGUCUUCCAUUGCAAAAUUACUUCUUAUUCCCCCAACCCAAUUUGUCUCUUCGAAGAACGAAGAACAACUAAACACGCCUGCAAUAGCGCACGCCACAAGGUCCGACGAAGGUGGUCAACGGAGCCAACGUCACAAGAGCUUCUCCAUCUUCACCACACACCACCGGCGGGAGAUAAUAAACACAAGAUAA